CAUUUCGAUACAAGUAACGUAGUCAACUUACCCAAGUAGACUUUUUGGUGUUGCAAAGCUUUAUCAAACUUUUGUAAGCCCAAAUAGGCUUCACCUAUGCCUCUAUUGACCACAGCAUACUCCAAUUGUUUAUUUUGUUUCUUGUAAAUGUUUGCAACUGUGGUGUAUUCCUCUAUAGCGAAAUCAAAUCGUCGUUUAUCCACGUACAAAUUUGCCAAAUCGGUGCAAACACUGAUAAGAACUCCCUCAUUGUUUUCUCUGUGGGCUUUAUUCCUCCGUUUCAAAAGCUCUGCAAUUGGGGCAAAGUAUUUUUUAGUUUAUAACGAAAAGGAAACUCACUUUGUUCGUCCAUUUUUGGUGUUUAUGUUUAUAAACACGUGUUUUGCCUCUUGGCAAAAGCUUUUCCCUCCAAAACAGCUGUCAAGAAGCUGACAAUCAUGGCCGGCAACCGUUGAAUGUUACACACGUUAUUUAUUAAAUUGGAAUUUUCAGACCAGCAAAAUAGAAUAAUUGCGUACGUUAUUUAUUAAGAAAAAUGUAUUUUUAAUUAAAGUCUUCAAACAUAGGUUUUUUGAAAUUUUAGUGUGGUAAUCCUGUACAAGUCCAGUGGCGUACUGUACUGGCGUUUUUAUUGUUUUAAUCAACCUCCAUUUGUUCAAAAACCAUCAAAAGCGGGGAAAACAAACAUGAUAUAACGUCACAAUUCAAUAAAAAAGUCUUACAUAACUAGUCGAGUUUUUGUUUACUUAGGAAAAGUGAGGUUAUGUCACAAUUGUGUAAACAUCAAUAAAAAUCCUGUGUUUGUUUUGACUGGAAAAAUCGCAUAAAAAUGGCAAAGGAAAUGAUGAUAAUUCUAGUCUAUGACUCCCAGAUGCUUCAGAAAGAGGAAGAUGACCCUGCAAGCGCAAUUUUAUAUUUUCACCCAACUUGGGUAUCAGACCAGCAAAAGACGGCUUUGUGUGGCCAAUUAAUGGGCACUGUACAUUGCGUUAAAAGCAUUUUUUCCGCCCCGAAAAUUGUCUCAUUACAGAGUGGCAAAUUUUUUAUUAAGGAAUAUGGGCGGUAUUUGAUGGCUGUAGGAACAGAUCGCAAUAUCGCAGAUUGGUUAUUGGAACAUAGGGCUAAUACAAUGUCUUCACUUAUAAGUUUCUUCCACCAGGACAUUGAAAUCAUGUCGAAAUUGUACGAUAACAGCGCGAAACUGUCAGCUAAACUGUACCAAUUAUUUGAAACUUAUCUAAAGUAUAUGUUUCUGGGUGGGAAUAUUUUUUCUUAUACGCCCUCACUGAAAUUACCAAAGAGCGCAAGUAAUGUGUUUCUAGAAGCCAUACAAAUAUUACAAUGUUGCCAGGAACUCAAUUACGUGAUGGGGGGUACUUUAUUGUACCAUAACAAAGUUGUAGCCACUCAACUCAGUUCAGACAUAACAAAACGAAUCGUAUUAACCGAUCCUUAUCGAAUUAAAUGUCCGGCAGAGACACCUAGCGUCAAUUUUGAGCUACCACUAGGAGUCCAGUUGCUUCAAGUAUACAUUUCGUGUAAAGAAUAUUACAAAUUGCAUGAGGAGGCGACCCGGAGUCGCAGUAUUUUCCAGUACCUGAGCAGCAAAAGUAUUAAAAAGGGUAAACCAGUGGCGUCCAAGGAACCGGUCAUGUCAGCUAUGAAACGCGACCAGUCGAUUAUUUUCACAGCAGUCCCUGAGGAAGAUUGCGAGCAACAAGUCGAGAAACGUAUUCCGUCACAAAAUCGCCCCAAAUUCCUAAACCUUAAACACAAGACAACUGAUGAGAAAAAACCGGUGGUUAAUACGCCGUUUCAUGGGCAGACUAGUGUGUGUUCCACACCCAUGACCGAUUUGAGUAAAGUUUUGCACUCGAAACCGUUAUCGAUUUGUAUAAAUGAGACCAAACUAGAGAAGUCGCCCGAAAAAAAUUCGGUUUUGGUUAAAAAUGAUUCUAGUUUGAACAAUAUCGUAUCAAGAGUGCCAUAUUUGACCGUAACGAGUAAUUUGUACGAUUGUAAAAAAUUUUCAAGUGUGUUUGACGUCCGGGAGAAGGGGAAAAACCUCGACAAGAGUAUCACAAUGAAGUAUUAUAAUUCAGAGUUUCGUGAAAAGUACAAAAUUUCGAAUGAUGUUACAACACCAGACAAGGGCCGAGUAUUUAAAACUAUAACUGAUCCGAAUUAUCCCAUUUUUCGGUCCGAUGGUACUCUAGUCUCCCACCCGUUCUACCAAGACUACUUGACCAAUCAAAUGGAGUUAAUUACGAGCGAAAUUAAGGAGGAAAAACCCGCCUUGAAUCACUCUUUUGACGACUUUGAUUCGAAUUUAGGCGAGUUUGUCAAAAGCGUUAAGAAAAUUCCAGACAAAGUGGUCGAAACUAUCGAGUUCUCGGCUUUGCCUCGGCCGAGUAAAGAGCACCGGAAAUCGCUUACACUUCCGUUAAAAUCGCUCAGUUUGGAUGGUGGAGGGGAGGAGCCUUCACCAGUCCGGCGACACUCCUCAAGCGUCCUCCUAACCCCCUUAAUGUCAAAACUGAGCUCGUUCGAAUCUAGUGGUUUCUGUAGUCGGGACACAACCCCCAUUUUUACUCCCACUCAACCGAAUUUUCCUUUUGCAUUCAAAAGACCGAAAAAGUUGAUUCCGGAAACGGAUUCAUUGCGAAAAUGCGUUUUGUUUGUUUGCGGACAACAGGAUAUGGUCGUUACGCUUUUGUUACAGGAUGAGGCAUGUGCCUCGUUAGAACUUUUGACCAAAUUGUGGGAGAUUUGUACGGAAAAUUUGGGAAAAUUGGAAAAACAGUUGCAUCAUUGUUUGGAGACGUAUCCAGGAGGAGGGGCUCAAGGAGACAGUGAGCCCUACAGUUACCUGUAUUUGGACUCGGAUUGGGACACUAUACAUCGCGGGGGGCCCUGGGGCACUGCCGAGUUGGGGGCUCUCACCUAUUUUCAUCGCGAUUUUCAGGAAUCGAGCAGCUUGAUCGAGAUUCUAAUGAGAUGUUGUGACGGCGUGAUUUAUGGUUAUCAGUGUGGCAAGUCUGAGGUGUUUUACCACCAGGCUGCUAACCCUAAUGCAGGGUUACCAACACCGGCAGACCCCAUGAGUAACGUUCCCCUGAAAGCAAGACGCAGGCUGGAACGCGACCACUCAAUUAUUUUAUUGUAAGUUAGACAGUAUUGCCAACAUUCCAUUAGUCUUAUCGUGCCAAAAAUGUGUAUCCAUGUGUAAUUCAAUGUGAUAUUUGAGUAUUAUUUAAGGGAGUUUGAGUUGUAAUAAAUGGAUUUCCAUAUUUAUUUUUUAUUUACAUUAUCACAUUUAGUUGUAAAAUAGACAUUUUAAUUGAAUAAAUUUUUCAAUUUCUGUUUGUCUUCCAUA
Molecule: messenger RNA, 3376 nt
Organism: Tribolium madens (black flour beetle)
Lineage: Eukaryota; Metazoa; Arthropoda; Insecta; Coleoptera; Tenebrionidae
Gene: HPS4
Exons: 8
Coding region: 830-3166 (778 amino acids)
Biological process (GO): vesicle-mediated transport
Source: RefSeq, a predicted model, not a curated record